Molecule: messenger RNA, 8737 nt
Organism: Hirundo rustica (Barn swallow)
Lineage: Eukaryota; Metazoa; Chordata; Aves; Passeriformes; Hirundinidae
Gene: PPM1F
Product: protein phosphatase, Mg2+/Mn2+ dependent 1F
Exons: 7
Coding region: 1-1311 (436 amino acids)
Biological process (GO): protein dephosphorylation; negative regulation of protein kinase activity
Cellular component (GO): cytosol
Molecular function (GO): protein serine/threonine phosphatase activity; cation binding
Source: RefSeq, a predicted model, not a curated record
AUGGCGCUGGAAUUGGAGCCGUCCGCGGCUCCCCUCAGCUCCUUCCUGAGGGACUUCCCGGCGCCGCUGGGCCCGGGGGAGCCGCUGCCGUGGAGCUCCGCGGGGAGCGGCGCCCUGAGCAGGCCCGAGGUGCCGGGCGCGCUGGCCGAGCGAGCGAGGAGCCUCCUGGGCAGCAGCAGAGAUGUUUCACCACUUCUUGCAGCCUCACUGAUCCAUGCUGCAGUUGAAGAAGUUCUCCAAACAGACUUGACUGAAUUUAAGCUGCAAAAUGUGGAAACAGAGGGAGAAGGAGAUGAGGAAAGUUUCACCUUGCUGGACGGGGAGUCACUGCAGCGCUGCUUUUUUAACAAGCUGCGGGACGUGUGCUCCAAGUGGCAGAAGCAGUUGCCACCGCUGAGGCCCCUGACGCGCUUCCUGCUGGUGUCCAUCCACGCCAUCCGCAACGCGCGGCGCAAGAUGGAGGAUCGCCACGUCCUGCUCCCGGAGUUCAAUCAGCUCUUCGGCCUCUCUGAUGACAUUGAUCGUGCUUACUUUGCCGUAUUCGAUGGCCAUGGUGGAGUGGAUGCUGCCAAUUACUCAGCAACCCACUUACAUGUAAACGUUGGGUUGCAUGAAGAGAUUGUUAAGAAUCCAGCUGAGGCCUUGAAAUGCUCUUUCCAGAAGACAGAUGAAAUGUUUCUUUUCAAAGCCAAAAGAGAGAAGCUGCGGAGCGGCACAACAGGUGUGUCUGCAUUGAUUGUAGGGAAUAAACUACACAUAGCAUGGCUGGGAGACUCUCAGGUGAUGCUGGUGCAGCAAGGGAAGGCUGUGACAUUAAUGGAACCUCACAAACCAGAACGAGAAGAUGAGAAAGCAAGGAUUGAGACUCUGGGUGGCUGUGUAACCUACAUGGACUGCUGGCGGGUUAAUGGUACCCUGGCUGUUUCCAGAGCAAUUGGUGACAUCUGCCAGAAGCCCUAUGUCUCUGGUGAUGCAGAUGGAGAUUCCUUCGAGCUGACUGGCUCAGAAGAUUACCUGCUCCUUGCCUGUGAUGGAUUCUUUGAUGCCAUCAAGCCCCACGAGGUUGUAGACUUGGUCCUGGAUCAUUUGAUGCAGACCGAAGGAGUGGGGCUCAAAGCAGCAGAGAGACUGGUGGCUGCUGCCAAGGCAAAUGGAUCCAGUGACAACAUCACUGUUCUGGUGGUGUUCUUGAGGGAUCCUCAGGACAUCCUGGCAGACUGUCUGAGAGACUCUAAGAGCCCUAGGGCUGAUGGUGAUGCUCAGAGCUCACCCUUUAACUUCCUCAGCUGCGAGGCAGCAGGCACACAGUGACAGAAUCUGUUUAGUGCAGAAUGUUCAAGUAAGUUCAUGUAAGGAACUGCUUUCCACUGAAGAAGCCUCUAAUACAGUGGGCAAAAUAUAGCAGGAAUAAAAGACAAAUGGACAAAUGUGGAACAGAAAGGCAAGACCCCUUUUACUGAGUUCCCAUUUGUCUUUUCCUUCUCUCUUUUUUUUCCCCCUCCCCUCAAAAACCACGGAGCCGGUGUGGAGAUUUGUACAGCUGUUUCAUCUCUGGGAGCAGACACUAAAGUGUGUCCCGGGGUGUUGGUCAUAUCCCUCUGUCCUGGAAGUGGUAAGAAACCAUAACAAGUAUAAGCUAAUGGAUGAAAAUGUGUAUUUCAUGAAUUCUGAGUGAAAAAUUUAAUUAGUGCUUAAAAAGAGCACUGUAUGUUGUACUUAACUGUGAUGUUACUUUGGAAGGUGGAGGGGAGAAGCUGUCCCCACUACAGAAAAGCUUCUUCCUGUGUGUGUUCUGUAGGAACAGGCUUGGGGUGCAGGGACUGGGUGACACCAGUGUUCUGUGUAAGGUGCUUUUGGUUUGUACCAAAGAUACUGCAAGAACGAUGCGGCCUCUUUAUUCCAACAGAAACAUCUAACAUUUGUGUGUAGGGAGGGGAGAAAAUAAAACUGGAUGCUCCAGAAAAGCAGGAAAACUAGCUAGAAAUAUCCCAGGGAAAAUGAUAAAAAACCAACUGCUUUCUGGGAUGCUCUGGUUUAUAAACUGGAAUCUGAUAUUUAUCUGCACUGGAUUAUUUCUCCCUAACAAACAUGCUUAUUGGCUAUUUGACAACCUGAAAAGACCCCUCAUGUGGUAUUUGAGAGAGAUCUUUACAGUUUGUGUGCUCAAGCAGGUAAUAUGCUCUUCCUGCCGCUAUUUGGUGUACUAUAACAAAGGAGAAAUUUAUUUUUAUUGUGUUUAUUUGUUAAUUUUCUGAACUUUACAUUUGGAGGAAUGUUUUGCAGUGUUAUUUUGUUGUGGUUUUUAUUUAAACUGGAAUUUUAAAGUGGCUCUGUCUUUAUUAUCUAGUGUAAAAAAACUGACUACCCUCAAGUGCCUUAAAUAUUUCACCCAGGAUUGCUGGCUGCCUGUCAUGGUCUGGUGAGCCACUUCCUAAUUUUUAAAAUGUGACUUUUUGUUUUCAUUGAUGCACUUAAAUGUUUCAGUUUGUGAAUUAUUUUAGUGGUAACUAGGUUUCAAGAAAACAUCUCUUUGUUGCCAAAUCUUGUGGUUUGUAGUAAAAGCUUCACUGUGACUUACUCCCUGCCCUGUGCAGAAAGCUUCAGAGAUUUAAUCAUAAAGUAACAAUCGGAGUAAUUAUUUCAUUUAAGAAGGAACUUCUGGCCUUCACGAGAAAAUUUAGUAACACAAACUAGAAACAGUUUAGUAACAACACUUGUAUUAAUUGAAGGUUAAUUUGGCCACACUUCAUGAACCUCUUGGGCCUGAAUAACUUUCUAAGGAACUGUGAAGCUCAGAGGAUGAAAGAAUUAUAAUGAAUAUGUGAGGGUGUUGCACAACUGCUCUAUUCCUGUUGUGCUAGAGCCUGUGGUUGUGUUUUGUCUUGCCUGGCUAGCAGGACUCGACAAGAUCUGAAGGCUCACUGGUAAAUUUGUUAUUAAUUUCAGUGUCUAAACAAAAAGCGCUUUGCAUCUGGCAGCAAGAUUGUAUGCCGCAUUUAGAAGCACAUGUCAUUGCAAUAUGUCAGUCCUGUUGAUUAAAAUGUGCUGAGCAUUAAUGUUGCUUGGGGAGGAAGUUUAGGUAGAAGAGCUGAGCUGGCUCGAAGAGCAGAGCAGCACUGUCUGUGUCCAGUCUCUGGAUCCUUGGCUGAUGUGGGGUGAUGCAGUGACCCAAGGCUUUUGUACAGUUUUUAAUGUAGGAACUCCUCAGUGAACUCCUCUCUCAGCAGCUGUGACUGCCUUGUUUUGCCACAGAAGCUUUUCUGUCUUAAAAUGUAUGGGGAAGGAUUUCCAUUAUGGCAGCCUGGUGGGGUGGGCACCAGUGUUUGUAGUGAACCUUCUUCAGUUAAGGAAGCCCUCAGACUUGUUCAGUAAUCCCCUUGGAUUUAUCAACUCCUCUCUCUUUGAUUUCUAGCCAGAUACUCAAUUCCAUGCUAAAUCCUGAUGACCACUAGUGCCUUGGUGUCUUGGAAAUAGUUCUAUUAUGAAUAUAGUAAGAAUCAUGUAGAAUUGUUUGAUUUCAUUGUUAUCUGAGGGCUAUUAGGAGAGGGGGAAAUUAUUGUAUUUAUGAAGGAAGGUGUGAAGUGUUGCUAAGCUCAUUAUAUGGUUUAAUUUCUGAAAUUUGCUGAAUUUCCUCAUAGGUGGAGUGGAGUGAACAAGCCAAACUUUUGUAAUGGUUAUUUUUUCUUCAAUCUUUUCUGGGUAGAUUUGCAUUACAGAGGAAAGAGUCUUAAGACUUUUGAUGGAUGCUUGCAGCUAUGUGAGCAUAUCCUUUUCUGUUUCAGAUUUGGUAAUUUCUGUUUUAUGGGAGCUAAGUGACGUGGGCCUUUAGAAAGCUGUCUGUGGCAAUCAUAAAAUCUAAUUCUCAAGCAAUGCUCUAGGGAAGAAAUUCUGCAUUCUUAGAAGCUGUUCCCUUACAUUUGCAUUCAUUCUGACUGUCAUAGUGCUUCAUUUCUUUGAGAUGUAAAUGGAUAGGAAUAGUCUUUGAGAACUCGUAGAGACUACAGUGUGGAUUAAAAGUAUUUCUCUCAUUUUCAGAGACUUCUUACUAGCUUUAAAAAGUCUGGUCAGGUCAACAGAAAUUGUAAUGGGUCAAAAAAGGCAGUUUGUAUCCCAUCGCUAGAAUAAGAAGUUCUUAAUGUGUCAUCUACAGGAAAAUCCCAAAUAUGGUUUGGGGGAAGCUGUAGAAAUUAGCUGAAGGAUUCAGGACAAAUGUUCAAUAAUUUUCAUGUCUUACUGGACUCCAAAUGAAUGUCUGCUCAGCAAAACAAUUUAAAGAAGCCUGAAUUUUUAAAACAGAGCACACUUAAAUUCUUUUGUUGUUUGGCUGGAAACUGGCUUCAAUUGUUCUGCUGAGUGACUAUCCAACAUCUCUUUUGCUUAUGGAUAAUUCAUGCUUCUACCUUCCUUUCCUUUCCCCAUCCUCUCCUUCUAAGCCACACACCUGAGACAGGGAAUAUUCUGGAUUUGACGGAGACAAGAUUAAAAUUUUACAAAUAACAUUUGGGGGGGGGAUGGUUUGAGAAUACAGAUGAUAGAAAUGCAGGAAAAAAUUUAGAACAGAGGGAGACCAAGAAAAAAUCCACCCUCUGAGUGAUGGAGGAGUGAAGGAGAGAGACAGGAAUGCAUUUAAGUAUUAUUAAUGCCUAUUUUAAAAAGGAAGUGGGCUGGAAAAUAGAGCUACAAAUGUCAGCUCUUUAGAGCGAAAUACCAGAGCUUGAAAGAAUUAGAAACACACCCAUUAAAAAGGCAGAGCUCAGCUGUGGUAACUGCCUUCAAAGAGCCGAAGAAGGAAUAGCACUGAAAGUGUCCGAGAUGACUGGCUGUGACCCCUCAAUGCCACCUUGGAAGCUAAUGCUCCUAAAUGGAUUCUUCCAAACAUCCUCCCGUGUAAAGCAGUGCUAAGAGGGAGCACCCAGCCUCUGCAGUUCCUGGUCAGCGUGCAAGUGCUGCUGUGAGUAAAUAUGGAGUGUGUUAAUGAGUGGAGGGGAUGGGGAGCCCUGCAGGAUGAGUAAUUGGGCACUGAGUGGUUACAGCAGUGCUGGCAGCAGAGUAGUGUUAAUCACAGCGAUGCCUUUAAUAGCAUUUAAUAGACACUUAAUUCAAAGUCAGAUGUGAUACUGCUCUUUUAAAAAACAUUUCCAGUGCCAUUAACCUUCUGUCAUGAGGAGCCACUAAAAUUUCCACUUUUUUUCUUGGAUGUUGGGAAAAGUGCUUCUCUUGUUCUCUGAAUCCUGGAGAUCAGUUGUCUGUCUGCACUGGAAAACUUGUGUUCAGUUGAUAGUUUAAAUCAGUUCUUUGGGGUUGAACCUUCCCUCCCAGGCAAAAAACAGACAAACACCUUAAAACUAACCUAAAAAAAGGUGUUUCCAAAACAAGUGGCUAAGAAGUUUUGUAAAUGGUAUUUGUAAAUGGCAAUCCAGAAAAGGUAAACAGCAAAUACUCUCAAUCUAUAAAGGGCAUAGACAGUAAAGUCUAAGUUAAUAUUCCAGCUCUACUCUUAGUUCAAGUUUGAACUCUGUUGGUUAAAUUAUUUGUAUUCUUAUGGAUGCAGGUACUGAAUGUGCAGCACCAGCUAUUGUCUGUUUCUAGUCUUAUAGUACUGGAGUAUCAAACAAAUGCUUUAGGGAGAAGGCGGGGGGCUGUUAGCCACAACAGAGCAGACUGAAGAUGAUUCAUGUAUAAUUCAGCUCUGGUUAAGCCUGAAUCAAAUUUCCCUGCUUAGUUCUAUUACUGUCCCUUCUGCAAUUGGGCCUGUGUCUUCAGAUAGAUUCCUACAAGGAAAAAAUGGUCCAUUCCCCCUUUUUGAGGAGCAAACCUUUCUGAUGAACCAAAUGCCACCCAGGAAGGAUUGGAGAAAAUGAAAAAAGAGCUUUUAACUGAAUGCAAAACUUCCCAAUCUACAUGAAGUUAUAUACUCUCCCUAAACACAAAUUGAUGGCAUGUCUGGUUACAUUUGUGUAGUGCUGGAAACCAGGGGGGGUUCUGCCAACCAGGGGGGCUUCAUAACCUUCCAAACAGCAUCAAACCCAAGAGGCUGGUCCUCUCUGCAUUACUAAAUCAAGCCAUUCAACCAGCCAGUCCUAUGGAGUAUUGGUUUUGCAGCAUUAACAGCUCUUAAGAGCUAAGCCAGACAUGCUUUCUGCAUGUGUUUUGGUUGGGCUUAAUAUAUUUCUCGGAUUUUAUUUAAUUUAAAGCUAUUUUUAUUUAUAUAAGUCGUGUCAGCUGAGAAGUAAGCAAAUGGAGACUUGAAGGAGUGACUGCACCUCUGAACAUGUAUCUGUCAUAGACACUUGUUAAAAUAAUGCCUUAAAAUGAGGUGGUAGGCUCUUGUGACAGAUAACCUUAUCUCUGCAUGGAAAAGGAAACCAAAAUCUUCCAGAGAAUCACUUAAACCUUUAUUUUGGUGUCACCCAUCAGACCUAAACGCUCACAAGCUGUUCAGUGUGGUUUAAUGCAUGUUCCAGGCUGUGCACGUUGCUGCUGGUGCACACAAAAAUAAACAAGGGACAGCUGUGUUGGCCACAUAGCAAAUUUAGCAAGAUGCAGCUUUUGUUAAGCAGAAGGGGACAAAAUCAAUAGGAAAAGAAAUGUUUUCAAGCUUCUUGGAAUGCAAACAAUGGAAUUUAAAAAAAGCAGCCUAGAGGAGUUGGCACUGCACUGUCAGCUGAAAACCACUGUUUCAAGCAAAUGAGUUUGGCUGCUUUGUAAUGUCUGUUUUAUUUUGAUAACAAACUCCUCUCAGUCAGAGUUUUAUGUCUUAUUAUGUGCUUUUUAGUUGAAGAGACAAAAUGCAUUCAGCUCCUUAGAAAGUUAAAUAUAUCUGGGCUUUGUAACUAAAUAGAUCCUAAUUAUUGAGUUUUCUCUCAACUAUUAAGCCUGAUUACUAGUUUCCAGGAGAUAUUAAUAGCUCAAAUACUGAUGUUAUUACUGAUUAAAUGGUUCUGGAUUUCCAUGCACAGGAAUGUCAUUGGUCCUUCCUGAUCUAGUGGAUCACUUCUUGAAGUUAUUUAUCCCUUUUGAGGCCAUAUAUUAGGUAGGUAAAAGGUUUGUUGCUUUGGCAAAUGGAGAUGGAAUGUGUGACCAUCAUUCCUGCCAGGAACCAUUUAUCCUUUUAUCUAAGCAAUGAUGAUCCUUUUUGGAUGUCCAAGGAUGAAGAGAUAAUAGCUAAGAAACCAGGGUAAUCCCAUGGGGACCUUCUCAGGGCAAUAAAAAUAUUUACUUUUUUUGUGUGGUGCCCUUUAUAACUUUGUGAAAAGGCAUUCAGCUGAAUGUUGUAUGAUUAGUGCUACUUUCUUUGUCUGUUUUUCCUACUAUUUUUUUUUCUUCUGUGUAUUUAAUAAUAGCAAAAUAUUUGUUUUAUUUGGGGUCAAAACUUUACACUGACAAAAAAAAAAAAAGGCCAGUAUAAAGUUUUUAACUCUCUUAAUGACUUUAAUUGCUUUAAACUUCCUCUUCUGAGAGUAAUUUCUGCUCUGUGUCCUCCCUAUUUUCUUCCCAAUUUUCUUUUUCUCUAUCUUCUAUGUACUUUUACAUUGUCAUGCUCUCCCUCCCCAACAUGUUGCUUUUUAGGCCAUAAAAUCUGUUGACUGUUAAGUCAGUUUAGUUGCCAGUUUGUAAUUUUCACUUCAUCUGUGUCCAUAGUGAAUUUGGUCUGAUCUUUGGAGGCCUGCACAACACCAAGAGUGUCAAAAGAACAAUGUCAGCUAGGAAGAUAAGAAAUUACAGUAACUGUUGCUUUGGCAUGGACCAGUAUUGGAUACGUAAGAAGAAAAUCCUGUUAUUUGUAUCUUACUCCAUAGGAAUGCUUAAGCUUAUUUCAGGUACCAAUAGCUCUCACCCUGAUGACAAGACUUCAGAAACGUUCUUGUCUCUGUCUUUCCUUAUUCCUGCAGAUUGCUUGUGUUUUCAAACAUUUGCACUGUUGAGAGUGGGGGAGAGAGCUUUCUGCCUUCCUUCCCCUGGGCAGCUCUCUCUCCUGCCCCAGCUGGCUGAGCAGUCAGGGUGGGAGCAGCAGCACAGCCCGAGGCUCAGCCACCUCUCAGUCAGUGCUGUUCUUCAGGCUCUGCCCUGUGCUGUAAUGCCAGUCCCUGCUUGAGGAGUGGUAAGUGAGACCUCUAACUACUCCUGCUGACUUAAAAAUAUAUCUUCUUAUCAGUAUUAAAAACAGCACAAGAGCAGAGCUGUUGCUUUAGGCACAUUUCUUGCCACUGUGUUGGCUGAUGAACCUUGAAUGAAAGUCAGAGGGCCAGUGACUUUGAAAUAGGAGCUGUUAGCCAAGUUUUGUAGGAUCAUAGUCCUUAUUUAUUUUGUAUGCUAAUCUGCACUUGUGACCCUGAGCAGAAAAGCUGCAGUACAGCAGGUUUUAUAAGCUGUGGCUUAACCAGUGAUCCAAUCUCUUCAAACUCUUAUUUAAGCUGACUGGUUUUAUGCACAGGUUGAAAACCCGUUGUCACUGAUCAUUAAAUGCUAUGCAUAUUGUACAUUCAUUUACAUGGAUUGUUCUAAUAGUGCUUGUGUGUAUUAUGCUACAUUACCAUAUUUUUUAUAUAUGUAUGUAUUGCAUGACGUUCAAUUGUUGGGAUUUUUUGUACUGUCACUUUUGUAUUCACACAGUGCCUCAUGUAUCUAUUUGCAUAUUGCAAGAAGUUGUUUCAAAACAGUGACUGGAAACAGGUGAAGAACUUGCCACUAUAGGAUCUGAUGGUUCUGAAGUAUUAAUAAAGUAUAGUGAUUCAAA